Messenger RNA from Periophthalmus magnuspinnatus, 5230 nucleotides. RefSeq names its product sulfatase 1 (gene sulf1). NCBI's taxonomy places the organism in Eukaryota, Metazoa, Chordata, Actinopteri, Gobiiformes, Gobiidae. Gene Ontology annotation, molecular function: calcium ion binding; glycosaminoglycan binding; N-acetylglucosamine-6-sulfatase activity. The record is from RefSeq and is a predicted model, not a curated record. Gene Ontology annotation, cellular component: plasma membrane; endoplasmic reticulum; Golgi apparatus. Bases 540 to 3188 code for a protein of 882 amino acids. The transcript has 21 exons.
GUGUGUGUUUGAAUGCGUGUGUGCGUCUCCCUGCCUUGUGUCCUUGUUGUCCCUGCCUCCCCACCCAGCAGCCGUGCCGUGAUUGGCCGGGAAUCGCGGGGGCUCCUUGACACAGCAGCAGCGGUGGUGGUGGUGGUUUUGGUAGUGGUGCUGCCGACUGCUCCGGGACGUGUUUCAACAGAUGGUGGAGGUUGCAGAGUGUCAUCACAUCGGAGAGAGGAUUAGAGGAGAGAGGUUGUCUCCCAGGAGCUGUGUGGUCGUGUCCCCCCCCUCUCCUCUCCUCCGUCAGGACGAGUCUUGAGCCCUAAAAGCUGAAGCACUCCCCACUCUCUCUCUCUGUCCCUAUGAGCAGAGCAGGACCCGGCAGAGAAGCAACACGCGGACAACGCACAACUUGGAGCAAUCUCACUUGGAAAUCUUUCUGCUCCUUUUCCUUUCAGUUGACCGUGACAAUAGGAGUGGCAGCGUGAGUUUGUGGCCUGCCUCCUGUGCUGCAGUAAUCCUCAGCUCUGCCCACCCUGAGAGCCGGCGCGGGCACCAUGCUGCUGCCGUGGCUGGCCUGGUUGGCCCUGCUCGCCAUGGACUGGGCCCCUGGGGGCUCUGCCUUCACCACCAGGCCCCAGGGGCUAAGGGGGCGCAUCCAGAGAGACCGCAGGAACAUCCGGCCCAACAUUAUCCUCAUUAUGACGGACGACCAGGAUGUGGAGCUGGGAUCGCUUCAGGUGAUGAACAAAACUCGUAAAAUCAUGGAAGAUGGUGGCACAUCCUUCACCAAUGCCUUUGUCACCACUCCUAUGUGCUGUCCGUCACGUUCCUCCAUGUUGACUGGCAAAUAUGUCCAUAACCACAACACAUACACCAACAACGAGAACUGCUCCUCCCCUUCCUGGCAAGCGCAGCACGAGCCCCGGUCAUUCGCAGUCUACCUCAACAAUACUGGCUACAGGACAGCCUUUUUUGGCAAGUACCUCAAUGAAUACAACGGCAGCUACAUUCCUCCUGGGUGGCGUGAAUGGGUUGGAUUGAUCAAAAAUUCCCGCUUCUAUAAUUAUACAGUCUGUCGAAAUGGUUACAAGGAGAAACACGGCGCUGAUUAUGCCAAGGACUACUUCACAGAUUUGAUCACCAAUGACAGCAUCAACUUUUUCCGCAUGUCUAAAAAGAUCUACCCGCACCGGCCUGUGAUGAUGGUUAUCAGUCAUGCCGCCCCCCAUGGCCCAGAGGACUCGGCCCCCCAGUACGCCGAACACUUCCCAAACGCCUCUCAGCACAUAACUCCAAGCUACAACUACGCUCCGAAUAUGGACAAACACUGGAUUAUGCAGUACACCGGCCCUAUGAAGCCAAUCCACAUGGAGUUCACAAACUUCCUUCACCGCAAAAGACUACAGACGCUAUUAUCUGUCGAUGACUCAGUGCAGAAAGUUUAUGAGAUGUUACAAGAAACUGGAGAGCUUGAAAAUACCUACAUCAUUUAUACAGCAGACCAUGGAUACCAUAUAGGACAGUUUGGCCUGGUUAAAGGAAAAUCAAUGCCUUAUGACUUCGACAUCCGUGUACCAUUUUUCCUUCGAGGACCCAAUGUGGAAGCAGGCGCUGUAAACCCUCACUUGGUGCUGAACAUUGACCUGGCUCCCACUAUCCUCCACAUCGCUGGACUGGACACACCUCCAGACAUGGACGGAAAGUCUAUCCUCAAGCUGCUGGAGCAGGACCGCUCUGGGAACAGAUUUAAACCAAACCGGAAACCCAAAGUCUGGCGGGACACAUUCCUUGUGGAGCGGGGUAAAAUCUUGAGGAAGAAGGAUGACUCACUGAACACCCCGCACACCAACAGCCUGCCCAAAUACAAGAAGGUCAGGGAGACGUGCCAGCAGGCUGAGUUCCAGACGCCAUGCGAGCAGCCCGGGCAGAAAUGGCAUUGUGUGGAGGAGAUCACAGGGAAGUGGCGUAUUCAGAAGUGUAAGGGAGGGGGCGUAAAAGAAGGCUCCAGGAAGAGGGUCCGCAGCCUGAAACCUCGCAGCAGCUACGACCACCGAGAGAGGGGCUGUGAGUGUGACCCUGCCCUGCUCAAACCCACACGAGCAGACCGCCGAUCACAAAGGCAGUUCUCCUCAGGCCACCGUUUCCGCCCACGAUUCGUCCACACUCGUCCUGCCAGGUCGCUCUCAGUUGAAUUUGAAGGUCAGAUUUAUGACGUGGACCUCCAGGCUGAUGACCAGUCUGCCGUCCGACGCAGGGUCAUCUCAAAACGCCACUACAGCCCUGAAGACACUGCCCUAGGAACAGACGACGGCUCAGAGGAGAUGCUGGCAGAUGACACUAAUGCUGUAGGAUACCCCAACUCAGUCAGAGUCACUCACAAAUGUUAUAUCUUAAUGAAUGACUCUGUCCAUUGUGAACGGGAAGUUUACCAGUCUUCUAAAGCCUGGAAGGACCACAAAACCUACGUGGACCAAGAGAUUGAGGCGCUCCAGGACAAGAUCAAAAACCUGCGUGAAGUGAGGGGUCAUCUGAAGAGAACACGCCCUGACGAGUGUGACUGUGGCAAAAAGAGCAGCUAUUUUAGCAAAGGCAUCAGAAACAAGGAGAAAUUGAAGAAGAGAAAAAAUCAACUCCAUCCAUUUAAGGAAGCAGCACAUGAGGUAGACGCUAGGGUGCAGUUGUACAAUGAGAUCCGAAGACGUAAGAAGGAGAGGAAAGAGAAGAAGAGGCUGAAAAAGGGGGAUGACUGUAGCCUGCCCGGACUCACCUGCUUCACACAUAACAAUGACCACUGGCAGACAGCGCCCUUUUGGACCAUGGGGGGAUUCUGUGCUUGCACCAGCUCCAAUAACAACACUUAUUGGUGCCUACGAACCAUCAACGAAACGCACAACACCCUGUUCUGUGAGUUCUCCACUGGCUUCCUGGAGUAUUUUGACCUCAACAGUGACCCUUACCAGCUAACCAAUGCUGUAUAUAACGUGGAUAGGGAUGUACUGAACUCUCUCCACGCUCAACUGAUGGAGAUGAGAAGUUGCCAAGGAUACAAACAGUGUAAUCCACGUCCAAAAGGCUUGGACACAGGAGGUAAAGAUGGAGGAAGCUAUGAGCCGCACAGGCAGCAGCAGCACCGACAGUGGUCAAAGAGGAGACCAAGCCUCUCCUUCCUAACACAGCCCUUAUGGGACGGACGACAGGGUUAAGCUCCCCAACCUGACGGAUGAGGAGGUGAACUGGCAGGGACUGGAGGACCUUUACAGCAUCAACGACAGCCUUUACGAACCCAGGCCUGACUACAGCCUCAGCCCAGACAACUGGGACAACUAUGAGAAGGAAGUAGACUAUAUGUUUGCACUGCUACUUGAUUUAAAGAAACACAACCAAACCCAUACACUUGACGACUCCAACCUGCCAGAGCUGGGCUCCGGGGCUGGGGGAGGACUGGACGAGGGUAGUGGAGCUCUCUGGCCUGGAUUUAUCACUGAAAUCCAGACAACAACCCUCACCCCAAGUACAACACUAACAUCUGUACAAAGCCCUAUCCCCCUACAGGACGGCCCACUGGGGACUCUAUUGAAUGAGCUGCCAGAACGUGUGCAUGUCAGCCCCUCUCCUCUUGUCAGGUCAGCCAGUGUGCAUAGCGCCUCUGUGUGGGCGCAGCUGGAGGACCUUGAGCGAGAGGAGGACUUCAGUGGGAAUGGACUGACAGAGUUGGAGACUAGACACGCCCACCUCCUGCGCACACAUAACAGCCUGGAGCCGCAGCCCCGGGGCCCAGUCCUGCCCCUGGAUGACCAGGAGGACCUCUUUCAGGCCCAAGGAUACCUCCCCUUCUCCCCUCAGACUGUAGGGCCUGCAGUGAAGGCCAGUGCCUCCUCUGGUCCCACCAGUGCUCCGUACAGCGCCCCCUCUGGUCACACCAGUGCUCCGCACAGAGCUCCCCCUGGGCCGACCAGUGUUCUGCAUGCCGUUGAGGCCAUUUUCACUGUGGACUUUGAGGGCAGUGGCUCGUCCCCACAGCCCUCCAAUCAGACACUCUGAGGGGAGGAGCAUGUGCCAAGCAACCAAUGAGCUGCUUGUCACCAUAGAGACAGUGACUAGGAGAUGAGCUUGCCGAAGGCAAGUGAUGCCACCUCAGUAAGAGUUGUAUAUUAAGUAUUAAAGUUAUUGUUUAUUUUUUUACAGGUGCCUACAUAUUAGUAAAACAGUGUUAUGUUUUCAAAAAUAUAUAUUUAGAAAAGAAAGCCUUAAUGCAGCUAAAGAGUAUUGGGAUAAGCGGAUUAUUCCAUCUGAAAAACACCUGAGAUGUUUAAUGUGUUUGAGAUGUUUAAUGUGUUUGAGUGGUGGGACCUGUGACAUCAGAAUAGUUCACUGGGACAAUCUCAUCCUCAGACUACUCUGUCACAGAUGGUCCACAGAUGGACCACUCUCCGGUGGCUUCGAGGCAACAUCGCCCCCAAAUGCACUUUUCUACACAAACUCCACUGUUUGUGUCUUUGACAUAUUGUCCAGUGUAAAUUCAGAUUUUAUGAAAUAUUUUAUUUCUACUGACUACUUUUUAAAGCUAGUGCUGGAGACAUUUCUAAAAAGGUUACAGAAUUAACAUAAAUAACAAAUUUUAUUUAAAAGUUCUUUUAACCAUUUUAAACUAAACUAUUUUUAACAGGCCUUUUGCUUUGUCAUGUUGUCAUAACUUUGGACAAUCAUGAAGUUUUAUAGGUAGCAUAUAUUAAUAUGCUUCAUGUACCAGCACCUAUUUCAGGCAGGCCACAAAAAUGCAUAGCUUAAGGUUUUAUUUUGCAUAUUACAGCACUAUUUCACUCUAAUUAGUUGCACCACUGCACCAGUUUGAAUUGCAGAGUUUGCACAUUGGUCACAUUCACAGCAGGUUUCAAUGCAACUGUAUUGACCAUUAAUAAUCACAGUGGGUCACAUGGGAGAGGUUUGUUAUGUAGCUUUUUUGGAAAUGCCACCAGAUGAAUUUAUGUAGUGCUUGAUAAUCCAGAGUGUAGUGUUGCAAAAGGCCCAUUCAUUUCAAAAGCAAAUGUAUUGAACUUAGUCUAUGACAGCGCUGAUGCAGUUGUAUGUAAAACCAACAUGCUCCUUUGUUUCAAUAAGCUAUGGAUUUUAUGGUGCACCUACACAUGUGCCAUCUGGUUAAGUGGCUUUACAGAAACGUAUAAGCUGUCUAGAAACUUGUGUUCAAAAGCCAUGAAGCUGAAAUAAACCCUUGCAACCUCCUAAA